AUGGAUGUGAGCCUUGAGGAAGUUUCGCUGGAGGCGACCGCGUCAGCGGAUCAGCAGGUGACCAGUGAAGCCCUUGAUGAAAGCGAUGAUGAGGUCUUGGUCAUGCCGGCCGCGGCUUCGACGGGGCCCUCCGUGCACGAUCUCAUUCAAGCCCACGAGCGCGCCGGAGCUCCCUUGUACAUUAUGCUGUCUUCCUUCCAUCAUACCAAGGGGCCAGUCAUUGAGAUGGUCUAUCCACGCCUGAACCCCGGGGCCAGUGGCGAUCGGGAUGACCAAGCUCAUCAUGUGGAAGAAAAUCCUGCGCUGCCUGCGGCGUGGGCCCAUCUGCCCUUUUUGACGUUGCCGGACGGUCUUCACAACCACCACCAGGACACAACCUUUUUCACAGUACCCGCCUUAAAGCCCGGACAUCGCGACCAGCCACAGCAGCGGCUCUUUGGCGUCGCCUGCUCGAGGCAAAUCGAGACAGAGCGCCUCGCCGAGCACGCAGAGUAUAACCGCAACACCGUCAUGAAGGCACUCACGGUGCUUUCACCCUUUCCCGUCUUCAAGCUCUUGGAAAGUGCGCUGGCCCCCACCCUCCAGGUCCUCUUUGAGCAGCGAGCCCUGGACGCUGACACGUUGCUUGUCAGCCAGUAUCAGAGCCUGACUCGAUCCUUCAACAGCCGGAGCUUUGACCUUCAAGACUAUGUUCUUGAGGAAGUGGAUGUUACAGGCGUCAUCAUCCGUCUCCGCCACCGCGUCCUCCAGGUUUUAAUUUGUUCUACUAGCUCCGACGUUUCAGCUGCCACCAUCAGUCAAACGAUUGUGGCUCUCGCCGCCCUGGUACCGGGCAUGCUUACCUGCCUCCACACCGCCACGGAAGACGCCCAGGGAGGAAAGAUUUUGAGCGCUCGCUCAAGCCCCACCCCUGCGCCGGAUGAUCAAGUUCAUAGCAGCCCAGACGCCGAGGCAGAUGCGUGGCUGGAUGCUGAACCUCAUGCCGCGAGCCCCAAUUUGCAGCAUACGCUUUAUCCCUAUACAACCAUCCAGCAGCUGCCUGCUCUUUUGGAGGCCAAAUCCUGUUUAAUGGGUACCACCAACGCUAUGAUGACCCAGCAUUCUCAGCUGGCAGACGUAGUUGUGGAUCUCUGCAAUCACAAGGGCAAUGUCUCUGUCCACUUUAUGGACGACAUUAUUGCACAAUGCGAGGAGGCGCAAAACGCUGCUGCACCCACCUUUGCCGGUUCACCGGCGUGGUGUUGCUAUCAGUUUACGGACUACAUUUUGCGCUUUUUGGCUGGCGUGGACUUUGCUCGUGAGCAGCCCACCAAGGAGUCUCUUGAUCGCCUCAACGGUGCGGGCUCGUGUUCGUGCUUGAUGUUCAACAUUAACUGGAAGGACAUGCGACAGGCCCUGCGCUGGUCCACAAGAUUGCACGUCAUUUUCAUCGCUUUUGCUUGCCACCAUCUAGACUAUGGCUCCUUUUAUUUUCUGGGCAUGCGCUCAACGCACAGUUACGCACGAUGGUGCCGUGCCGCAGACAAGCAUAUGCGAGAGACGGGCCGGCGCAUGUACAUGGACAGUCCUCUGGAACACCCUUGCCGCGGCGCCCUGCAGUUGAAGGACAUUGGGCGACGCGCUCGCCAAUUUUCGGACAUGCACUUUGGCCCCAAUCUGGGUGUGCGCAGUCAGCAGGCGAUGAAGACGGCGGUUGAAACCAGCUCGCGAACCCUGACCAAAGCCUUUCAGAGCAGCAAGCAAGGUCUUGGCACAGCCUGGACUUCGGUGAGUAAUUGGUGGAACUCGCAGCGGGCUUCUGCAGCCGAUGGCGGUGAUUCAAGCCCGGCUGCCCGAGACGAGCCCAUUAUCACGUCUGCGGAGGUUGCGCUUGACGAAUCAGCGUCGACCCCACCCAUGGUCGAGCCUUGA
Messenger RNA from Monosiga brevicollis MX1, 1911 nucleotides. RefSeq lists its product as uncharacterized. Gene Ontology annotation, cellular component: cytoplasm. The transcript has 8 exons. NCBI's taxonomy places the organism in Eukaryota, Choanoflagellata, Craspedida, Salpingoecidae. Bases 1 to 1911 code for a protein of 636 amino acids. The record is from RefSeq and is a predicted model, not a curated record.